AUGAUUCACGCACUGAAUAAAAGAGAAACAAAACUCCUUGCCUUUGAUGAGCUGAAUCAUAUCCCGAUCGAGGAAGCAAUCUCCUUGUCACAGUUAACUUUUGAUGAAGAUAGGCAAUACACGUCUGUACGCUUAAGUGAACGGCGGCGUGGUGGAGGGAAACGACGAGCUACUCGAUUCUCGACUCCCUGCAAAUCCUUCCCCGGUAUCACCAAUUCCUUUCUGUUACUUUUAAGUGAUUCAUCGCUGGAGAUGAAGUUCCUGGAUUGGUAUUUGAAGAUUGCAGCUGUUUCGGCCUUGAUCGGAGCUUCAAUGGAGUUCUUUAUGAUCCAAACUGGUUUCUAUGACAAGGUGACUGUCUUGGAGUCGGAGAAGAGAGCUUGGGAAAACUCUCCAGAAGCUCAAGCUAUCAGAGAGGCUCUAAAUCCCUGGGGAGAGCAUGAUAGAGAGACAAGAAAGAAUUCCUAGCUGUCUUAUAUUUUUCCUUAGUAUUGCUCUCUUGGUUGGGAAAAUUGGCUGACCAGAGGAUAAUUGGAGGCCGGUGAACUGGUUGGUUGCUCUUGUGACAAGUUCCUGGUUUAGGGCUCUAUUUAUUCUUGCUGAUGGUAUCUUUUUGGCAGAGUAUGCAGUAUAACCUUGGAGAAGCAUAGUGCCGGGUUUUUUAUUUACACCAAUGUACUAUUAAUUAAUUAAUGAGCUAAACUUUUUCAUUUAGUAUCCUUGUGAUGUGAUUGUCACAAGAAACUACCCUUUAAUUGUCAGUGUUUAUGGGGACAGAGGACUUGCUGAUGGUUCUUUUAGCCUAUUACAAAUGAUCGUAUUCUGACUUGCAUAGUGAAUGCUGGCGUAUUCUAAAGCUUUACAAGAUCAAGUAUCAUUUAUUCAACAAGUCAUCCAGAUCCAGAGCCUUUCCCAUGGCCCUUGGCAUGAAACCCUUUGUGUAGCCUAGACUAAGAUGAAGAUGUUUGCUUGGUGAACUAGUUUGCUUGUGACCUCCAAUUUUCUGUAAUCUAUUUUCUUUGAUAGCUACUAUUUUUAGGUCAAUGACAAUAUAAAAAUGGCUUUAUUGACAGUCCAAGAAGGAAAUUUUGGGGCUGUGAA
Molecule: messenger RNA, 1101 nt
Organism: Nelumbo nucifera (sacred lotus)
Lineage: Eukaryota; Viridiplantae; Streptophyta; Magnoliopsida; Proteales; Nelumbonaceae
Product: DNA mismatch repair protein
Source: RefSeq, a predicted model, not a curated record